AAAGUUAUAUUCUGUCUUUGUGAGGAGCCCUAGUUGUGUAAUUCACCGCUCCCCUCUUUCUCUCAACACUCUUUUGACUGAAUGGCGAAAAAUCGCGAGCCCCAGAGAGAUGUCGAAUCCGAAUCGGAAUCUCGUGAGGAGAAGAGAGACGGAGCUUCAUCUGAAGAAGUCGGCUCUUCCGAAUCCGAAUCCGACUCCGAACCGGAGCAAACCCAGAAGCCACCGUCUUUGCCAACGGUGGUUGCCAUUGGUGAUCUAGAUAGGCUGUCUUCAGCAAAGGUAGUGAGUUCGAAUGAUGUGAGCAUGGACGAGAGGAUUUUGAGGAUUGGCGCAGAGUUCUUUGAAGGGGAUAAACCCGUUGAGGGGGAAAGAGAGUGGCGGAAGCUCAACCUGGAGGAGAUGGAGGUCUACCUGAAGAAUCUGGAUUUAAUGCGCGCUCGGACAAAGCUUGUUUUGGAUGUUUUGAAGUCCAAGAAUCACUGACGCUCUGAACAAAUGACUAAUGUCUUGGGUAUAUUCUCAGGCUAAUUAUAAUUCCUGGUUAAACUCAUGCUAAUUAUAACUCCUGGUUUUACUUUCUUAGGCGGCAACUGCGUCUUUCCUUUUCUGUGGUGGACUUCACAGCCGUAUAAUUAACUAGUUCAAAGAAAAUCUUGAUGCUUUAUGUUUCUGCGCUUAUUUGCUUGGUAUAUAUUU
Molecule: messenger RNA, 696 nt
Organism: Sesamum indicum (sesame)
Lineage: Eukaryota; Viridiplantae; Streptophyta; Magnoliopsida; Lamiales; Pedaliaceae
Source: RefSeq, a predicted model, not a curated record